AGAAAACCCAGAAGCCGUCAGGCCCCAAAACCCUCGUCUUCCUUGUGUUGAAACCUCUAGAAGACUAGAACAUUAGAACACUAGAACACUAGAACACAUAAGCUUCUGCUUCGCAACUAAGGAUAGAACUGCCCACACUUCUUCCCUUAGAUCAUAUUCUCUACCGUAAUGGCUCCUGAUGCUUCCGAUGCUCUUGCAGUGAGGGAAAAGGUUGAGAAGUUCUUGAAUGCUGCACGGACAGGGGACCUAGAUCUUUUCAAGAAGUUGGCUAAACAGCUUGAUGAUGGGAAGGGGUUAGUACAGACAGUGGCUGAUGUUAAGGAUGCAAAUAAGCGAGGGGCUCUGCAUUUUGCCGCUAGGGAGGGCCAGACUGAUAUGUGCAAGUACUUGGUUGAGGAAUUGAAGGUUGACGUCAAUACCAAGGAUGAAGAUGGGGAAACUCCUCUUCUUCAUGCUGCUCGGCAAGGUCAUACUGCAACUGCCAAUUACCUUUUACAGCAGGGAGCUGAUCCCGCAAUUGCCAGUGAGAUGGGGAUAACAGCUUUGCAUCACGCUGCGGGAUUAGGAGAUAUUGAGCUGAUGAAAGCCUUUCUUUCCAAAGGUGUGAAUGUUGAUUUGCAAAGUGAUGCUGGUUCACCGCUCAUAUGGGCUGCGGGUCAUGGCCAACAAGAUUCCGUCAAGCUGUUGCUAGAACACAAUGCUAAUCCUAAUGCUGAAACCGAGGAUGAUAUCACUCCUUUGCUGUCAGCUGUAGCAGCAGGUUCGUUGCAAUGCCUGGAGCUGUUAUUAAAGGCUGGCGCUAAUGUGAAUAUCACAGCGGGUGGAGCAACGGCUUUGCACAUUGCUGCUGAUAAUGGUAGCCCGGAGAUUAUCAAGGCAUUGUUACAAGCUGGCGCUGAUCCUAAUGCCAGUGAUGAGGAUGGCUUGAAGCCAAUACAGGUUGCUGCUGCUAGAGGUAAUCGGGCGGCUGUGGAACUUCUUUUUCCCGUAACAUCACAAGUUCAAGGUGUGUCAGAAUGGACUGUUGAUGGACUAAUUGAAUAUAUGCGAUCUCAAACCGAGAAAGCUCAGGAAGAAGCAAAUGCGAUGAAGGAUGGAAACAAGCCAAAGGAACCCGUCCUUCCCAAGAAAGAUUUGCCCGAGGUUUCGCCCGAGGCUAAGAAGAAAGCAGCUGAAGCAAAGGCUAGAGGGCACGAUGCUUUUGGAAGAAAGGACUAUGCAAUGGCGGUAGAUGCGUAUACACAGGCAAUUGAUUUUGAUCCAACUGAUGCAACGUUGCUUUCGAAUAGAAGUCUUUGUUGGUUCCGAUUGGGACAGGCCGAGCAAGCCUUAGCCGAUGCCCAGGCCUGCCGAGCAAUCAGACCAGAUUGGCCGAAGGCUUGCUAUAGGGAAGGCGCGGCUCUACGUCUAAUGCAGAAGUUUGAAGAUGCAGCAAAUGCGUUCUAUGAAGGUGUCAAGCUUGACCCUGAGAGCAUGGAACUUGUCACGGCUUUCAGGGAAGCUGUUGAAGCCGGGAAAAAGUUUCAUGCCGCAAGUAAGCAGAAUGCUAAAGCUUAGAAGAGCUGAAAGUACAAAGUGACAGUUUCUGACAUUCCGGUGAAGAUCCAAUAUGAUCUUUGAGCUUUGGACCGGCGCUGGACACCUUGUAUGUAUACAUUCAGCUAGACUAGAAAAUUUUCGAAGUUUUGGAUUUCGAGUGUUUAAAAAAGUCUACUUUUCUUCUCCCCUUAAAAGGGUUUAUAUACAAUCAAACUGUUGCAUAGUUAAUUAAAAUGUGCAGGAAAAUUUGUAGAGACCAAAAUAAAUUUUCCUUUUGCCUUUGUUU
Molecule: messenger RNA, 1825 nt
Organism: Ipomoea nil (Japanese morning glory)
Lineage: Eukaryota; Viridiplantae; Streptophyta; Magnoliopsida; Solanales; Convolvulaceae
Product: ankyrin repeat and SOCS box protein 2
Exons: 13
Coding region: 169-1557 (462 amino acids)
Molecular function (GO): protein binding
Source: RefSeq, a predicted model, not a curated record